Molecule: messenger RNA, 618 nt
Organism: Laetiporus sulphureus 93-53
Lineage: Eukaryota; Fungi; Basidiomycota; Agaricomycetes; Polyporales; Laetiporaceae
Exons: 3
Coding region: 1-618 (205 amino acids)
Source: RefSeq, a predicted model, not a curated record
AUGCGUUAUGCCAUCAGCGUACCAGGUUGCGCUGCACCCGACCAUCACGCGAACAUUCAGUCAACUCCGAAUAGGUUAAUGUCGUGUCUCACCGAAUUGGCUUGGGAGACUGCGGUUCAAAGACGGAAGGUGUUCAAUCUCUGCUAUGGCCUCCCUUACACGAAAUUCGCCUUCUCCAACCUCUCUCUUCCCUCUCGGACCAUCGCGAACGGCGACCUCACACUCACCGCCACACUCACGCUCAGCAACACCGGGCUCGUCACCGGCUCGGAGGUCGUCCAUCUGUACGUUUCGAUGCCUACUCCCUCGGAGCUCAUGAACCCGCCGCUCGCGAGUCGCGCUCAAGGUGUUCAUGAAGGUGAAGGGUGCCAGAUCAUUGAAGCUCGACAAAUAUGCGGCGAGCUAUUGGGAGGAGCGUGUCGUGCGGAUGGAGAGCAUGCUGUGAGGAUCGGGAGGAGUAGCGCGCUUGAGGAGGCGACGUUCGGAGUUGAGAAGGGUUUUGAAUGUGAAUCUGCAGGUGCCAAGCGCGGAGUUCUUGUACGUGCUAUGCGAUCGGCGAUGCAGACGGCGCAGAACGUCGAGAUGAAGGCUACACGUUCUCAUGGCGUGCAUGUCUGA